AUGACUGCCGCUGAAAAAAAGAUCGCGCAAGACUCGCCGCCGGCGCCCAAGCGUCGGGCCCGUGCGCCGCACCGCAAGACGGACCACUCGGUCAUCGAGCGGCGGCGGCGCGAAAAGAUCAACGACCGCCUCUUGCAGCUGCAGCAGCUUGUGCCGGCAUGUCGUGCACAGGCGCUCGAGUACUUUGAGAAAAAGUCGCCGGACGGACCCGAGGACCAGAUCCGCACCGAGCUCGUGCUGGAAAAGCUGUGUGUCAUUGCACACACCGUCGACUAUGUAUCCCAGCUCCAGACACAGCUCGAGGCGUACCGCGCCCAGUGCCAGUGCGAGCCGAGCAUUCCGGCGCCGGUGCCGGACGGCGACGCACACGCAGAUAUUGCGCACGACGACAAGCACCAGUGCGUCGCGCCGAGCGGUUCCGAGACAGAGAGCCUCUCGCUCUCGCCCAAGAGCGAGUCACACGAGGAGGCCGGCACGCCGCAGCGGCCGAGCCCCGAGCCAGCCGAGCUGGCAUGCGACGACGACACAUGCAUCGCCGACGAGCCGCCCAAGUACGAGUGGCCAGUGUACGCGGUGCCGCCGUGGGACGGGCGUGCGUUGGAGUGGAGGCUUUCUACCAUGUGGAGCGUCGUACGAAGAAGCGCGCUGCGCGGCGGCGCGGCGUGGCGGGGCGUCGCCGGCCGCCGCUGGGCGUCGAGUAAGCCGUACUAUGUAACGACGCCGAUCUUUUACGUGAAUGCCGAGCCGCAUAUCGGGCACCUGCACUCGGACGUGCUCGCAGACGUCCUGUGCCGGUACCAAGGGCUGCGCACCGGCGGCUGGUCGCGAACGCCGGGCGACGUGUACCCCCCCCCGACCCGCGCGCAGUUCACUACUGGCACGGACGAGCACGGGAUGAAGGUGCAGCGCGUGGCCGAGUCGCAAGGCAUCGAGCCGCGUGCGCUGUGCGACCGUGUGAGCCAGCGUUUCGAGGCGCUGGCGGAUGCCGCCGACAUUGCGUACACGCGCUUCAUCCGUACCACCGACGCGGACCAUGCCGGGGCGGUCGCCGCAUUCUGGAAGGCGCUUGCGGACAAUGGCCACCUGUAUGUCGGCCAGCACGAAGGAUGGUACGCCGUGUCUGACGAGGCAUUCUACCCCGAGAGCCAGGUGCGCAAAGUGAGCCACAACGGCGAGACGUACCACGAGUCGAUCGAGAGCGGGCAGCGCGUCGAGUGGACGACCGAGGUGAACUACAAGUUCCGCCUCUCGGCCUUCCAGGCGCCGCUUUUGGAGUGGCUCGAGGCGAAUCCGGAUGCGGUGCAGCCCAAGAGCAUGUACGAGCAUGUGGUGGCCGAGGUGCGUGCGGGCCUGGCCGACCUGUCCGUCUCGCGCCCCCGCUCGCGCCUGAACUGGGGCAUUCCGGUGCCCGGCGAUGCGGAGCACACGAUCUACGUAUGGGUCGAUGCGCUGGUCAACUACCUGACGGCCAUCGGCUAUCCGAAUGCGAACCCCCCCCCGGCGUGGCCGGCAGACGUGCACGUCGUCGGCAAAGACAUUGUGCGGUUCCACGCGGUGUACUGGCCAGCGAUGCUCAUGGCCGCGGGCCUCGCCCCACCCCAAACCGUCGUGGCCCACGCGCACUGGACCGUGGAGAAGGCCAAGAUGUCCAAGUCGCGUGGCAACUCGGUGAACCCGUUCGAGGUGCUGUCGACCUACGGCGCCGACACGAUCCGGUGCUUUUUGAUGCGCGCCGGCGGCAACCUGACGACCGAUGCGGACUAUUCCGCGGCGCAGCUGCACGAGUUCCAGCGCAAGUACCUGCAGGGCCAGCUCGGCAACCUCUUGUCGCGUGUGCUCGCGCCCAAGAUCCAGGCGCGCCUCGUGGACCGUGCUGUAGACGGCGCGGUGGCCGCGCCGAUGCUCGUCGAGGACGACGCGCCGCUUGCGGCGGCCGUCGCCGCGCUGCCCGCCGCGUUUGACGCGCACGUCGCGCGGUUUGAGCUGGGCCGCGCGCUGCAGAGCGUCUUUGACGUGCUUGGCCUCGCGAACGAGCACGUCCAGCGCAAUGCGCCGUGGUCUGCCGAGACGUCGGUCGACGGCGUGCACCGCUCCGUGUACCUCGCGUGCGAGACGCUGCGGAUCUGCGGCACGCUCCUCCAGGCGGUGAUGCCAGAGGCAAUGACGCGCAUGCUCGACCUGCUGCAGGUGCCUACCGAAGAGCGCCGCUACGCUGCGCUGUUCCUCGACGGCGAGGCGGCGCUCCGUGCGUCGCUGCCGCUGUACACGGCGAGCAAAAAGAUUCCGCCGCUCUUUCCCCGUAUCGAAUAG
This is a messenger RNA of Malassezia japonica, 2310 nucleotides long. It is a transcript of the gene MSM1, whose product is annotated as methionine--tRNA ligase. The transcript is spliced from 3 exons. The record is from RefSeq and is a predicted model, not a curated record. Bases 1 to 2310 code for a protein of 769 amino acids. Gene Ontology annotation, biological process: methionyl-tRNA aminoacylation. Lineage: Eukaryota; Fungi; Basidiomycota; Malasseziomycetes; Malasseziales; Malasseziaceae. Gene Ontology annotation, molecular function: ATP binding; protein dimerization activity; methionine-tRNA ligase activity.